CUCGUUUAUGAUAAAGGAGAGAGAGUGUGUGUGAAGCCAUUAACGACUAACCAGCUUCAAAAAAAAAAAAAAAAUUAAUUCCCCAAAUUCAAAGUUUUACCCUGAACCCAGAAAAUAGUGUCACAUAUGACCUAUACUCUGCAACAAUUCUUUCCAAUUUUUGCUUUAGAUCCAUCAAGGAAGAGAAGAAGUAGAAUCAGUUUUCAAAUUCACUGCUCUUCUGAAUCAAGUAAAGAAGAAAAAGAAGGAUUUGAAGAGCAAUCCAAUGUGGUAUUGGUGGAGAGAUAUCGAAAUGGCACGGCAAAAAGGUAUGUUAUAGAUGGCAAUUCAAAGGUGCAAACAUUUUUGGAGGAGCAGAAAGCAGUGACAAAUGACUCCCAGUUCUCUUCCUCGUUCAACACAAAAGUAUCGUGGCUUCCAGAUGGUAUUAAGGUUUUCGUUUUACCUUCAGGAUUUCCAGGCUCAGUGUCGGAUGAUUACUUGGAGUACAUGUUAUUACAGCUCCCUACUAAUAUUACUGGAUGGAUUUGCAGCAUAUUGGUCACGUCAAGUCUGCUAAAGGCUGUAGGUGUAGGAUCCUUUUCUGGAACUAGUGCUGCUGCAACUGCCGCCGCGAUCAGAUGGGUGUCAAAAGAUGGUCUUGGCACUCUUGGGCGCUUUUUCAUUGGUGGGCGGUUCGGGGAUCUUUUUGAUAAUGACCCGAAGCAGUGGCGUAUGUAUGCUGACUUCAUUGGCAGUGCUGGAAGUAUCUUUGAUCUUACAACACCACUGUUUCCCGCAUAUUUCCUACCACUCGCAUCUCUUGGAAAUCUAACUAAGGCUGUAGCUAGAGGAUUGAGGGACCCUUCAUUUCGGGUUAUCCAAAAUCACUUUGCCGUCUCAGGAAACCUCGGAGAGGUUGCAGCAAAGGAAGAAGUUUGGGAGGUAACAGCACAGCUUAUUGGUCUGGGUCUUGGCGUACUGGUUCUGGACUCACCUGGCAUACAAACAUCAUACACUACAUUGACGCUCACAUGGUUGAGCAUGCGCCUGCUGCACCUUUUGUUACGUUACCAAUCUCUUUCAGUUCUUGUAUUUAAUACAAUAAAUCUCAAACGCGCCCGUAUGCUUGUGAAAUCACAUGUGUUGCAUUCUGUGGUUCCAGGGUAUGUGGACUGCAACAAGAAGGAAAAUUUUCUAUCCUGGCAAAAAUUCUUAAAGCCAAGCAUUAUUUUUGGUGUAUCCUUAGAAGAAAUAAUUGACGGGGAAAGAUCUGUUUCCAAGGUGAAGGCACUUCUGGAAUUAUAUAAAGCGGAACAAUAUAUCCUAGUUGUAAAUCAACAACUGCAGACAGAAUUCCAAGUCUUAAUUUCAUUCAAGGUCAAUGCGACAGGUUUAUCAGUCUUGAGAAGCAUAUGGCAGACAUAUUGGUUAUAUGAACACUGGCAAGGAAGAGAUUCCAAGAAUGUCUUUGAUCAACUUCAGGAAAGCAUGUCGAAGUUGGAUGCAAGGUUUGAUGAUUUUCUUAAGCAGCUUGAGGAAGCUGGAUGGGAUGUCAAGCAGAUAAAACUGAAAGUACCCACUGAACUUUUAUUUGAAGAAAUGCAUACCGCUUAAUUCCAGCGCAGACAGUGUAAAUGGUGAUGGUUUUAACGAUUAAUUAAUUUUUUUUUGAAAUGGUGAUGAUGUUAACAAUCUAUAUUCCAAGAAAUGGAUUUCCCUGAAGCCUCAUCUAACAGAGAAAGGAGAAAGGAUGCUUCAAAAAGAGAAAUA
Molecule: messenger RNA, 1752 nt
Organism: Papaver somniferum (opium poppy)
Lineage: Eukaryota; Viridiplantae; Streptophyta; Magnoliopsida; Ranunculales; Papaveraceae
Product: protein root UVB sensitive 5-like
Exons: 15
Coding region: 127-1596 (489 amino acids)
Source: RefSeq, a predicted model, not a curated record